CAUUCAAUAUUCAAUUUCAUUACACAAAAUAAAGGCAAAGCGCAGCAAAAUUUCUCAGCUCAUUCAUUCAGAAUAUUUGAUGCAAUAUAUAGUCGCAUAUUCUAAAAAAUUGAAAAGUCUUAUACAAAAAUUAGAAAUGUGGAGUGAAUUCUUCGGACGGUUUUUAUAUGAUUUAUUUGAAACGAUGCUAUCAUAUUUUUUAAGAUUCAUAUCUCAAAAUAAUUUGGAGGAACCUUUAGAAACAACACGUUUAGGGGCUUGCAAAACAGCAACCACUUUUUCUUCAUAUCUCUCACAAAAUCGUGAGUAUCUCCAACAAUCUACAAAAAAUAUAACUGAAUUUUGCUUAAACGAAGUCUAUAUUGACCAGUAUUUGCGCAAAAAAAAUUUAAAAACUGAAAAGUAUGAUAAAAAGAAUUUGCGCACGCUAACUUAUGUGGAUAAAGGAACAAUUUUCAAAGAACAGAUAAAUGAAAUUAAAUAUGGGCUAGAAUUUGAAUCUAAAUCAUAUAUAUACAAACACAAGCAUAUAGUCAAUUCUGUCCCCUAUAUUCAAGAUAUAUAUCUUGGAUAUAAGUUUUGUGAACAUUCAAAAAAGGUUUGUUUUGUUUUGAAAACGAUUCGUGAGAAUUUUAAAAUAAAAAAUAUUUUUGUCCAACGUGAUGAUAUUGGGGAAUUAAAAAAAAUAGAUACUUCUAUUAUGGAUUUGGUGUUUUACGUUGACAAAAAAUGUUUAUUCAGUAAUGUAGAUAUUAAAAUAUUUUUAGUGCAUAAUAACAUAUCGGAUGACUCGACAAUCUUUAAUUGCGAUUCAUUUAAAUUCAAACGCUUCAAUUUAAAAGCACCGGAUCAAAAAUUCGUAUAUGAAAUGGCACCUUACAUUUCAGAAGAUUUUAAAAUUUUAUACUCUAAAAAAGAAGAACAACAAAUCAAAUAUUUGUGCCAGAUUUCUCCAAAGUUCGAGUCAUAUAUAUCUAAUGGCAAACAAUUAACCCGAGAAAAUAUGUGUGAAGUUUUAAAAUAUUUAUUAACGUUAGAAGAUUUGGAGAUUUUAAAACCAUAUAACAAUUUAAUUCAACACAACAUAUUAAUGAAUUCACAAAACCUGGAAAAAUAUGUGGAUGAUGAUGGGGAUGAUGUUUUUGAGUGGAAGUAUACUUUAGAGCUAUCAAAACAAAGAAGAAUAAAUCAAACACAAACUGCACCUUGCGUAGAUGAUGAUGUAUACAUUUGUAGCAAUGACAAACCUUGUGAUUUUUGGUCAGCUAUGGAAGAAUCAAAAUUUUAUGGCAUAGUAUUAACUGUCUCGAAAGAAAAAGUAACAUUUACAAUAAAAUCAAAACGCGAUAUCUGUGGAAUUUGUUUCGAUAGUCCUAUGUAUACCAUAGUAUUUAGUCCAUCCCGUUUCACAAUUCGUCUACAGUAUCGUGCAUUGGAGUUACUGAGUAAAGAACGAAUUGAAAACAUCGAUCGUAUUUUUUUUCCUGCAGGUGUUGAUCCGAUAUAUGCUAUACCACAAGAGAGAUUGGUACUUUUUAAUGAAAGCAUUUACGAAAAUCCUGAACAAUUACAAGCAGUGCGCACCAUAGCAGCGGGGCCCAAAUGUAAAGUACCAUAUAUAAUAUUUGGACCACCAGGAACGGGAAAGACAACUUUAAUUGUGGAAUGUAUUCUACAACUCUAUUUACAUCGACCAAAUACUAAAAUUUUGGUUACUGCUGCAUCAAAUACCGCUUGUGAUGAAAUAGCGGUACGUUUAUGUAAAGCACUGUUCCACUAUAAUGACGAAUUUUCUAUUGUUCGCUUAUAUGCAAGAUCAUUUAAGAAAGAAACAAGCUUUCUUCUUAAAGAACAUUCUAAUAAACAUUCAAAGUACUUCUCUCCAAACAAAAAUGAUAUCAAGAAAUAUCGCAUUGUAAUAAGUACAUUAUCUGUCAUAGGAAAAAUUGAUAUUCAAGAAUCCCAAUCACCAUUAUUAGAAGAAAAUGAAACCAGUGCUUCCAUAACUCAUUUUACACAUAUUUUUAUUGACGAAUCGGCUGCUACAACAGAAACAGAAACUUUGCUUGCUAUUAUUGGCUUGUUACCAACAAAUGCAAGUUUGAUACUUUCCGGUGAUCACAAACAAUUGGGCCCAGUAUUACAGUCAAAAGCCGCAGAACAUUUGGGAUUUUCUAUUUCAUUAAUGGAACGUAUACUUAAAUCAGCAUGCUAUCGAGUAAAUCACAACGGAGAUUAUAAUCGCUCCUUUCAAACACGUUUACGACGCAACUAUCGUUCUCAUCCCGAAAUAGUAAACUUAUUUAAUCACCUUUUUUAUAACAAUCAAUUACUUCCACUAGCCAAAGAGAAUGUUGAACUCAUAUGUAAAAAAUGGUCUAGAUUACCAAACACCAAAUAUCCUAUUUUGUUUCAUUCGGUUGAUGGAAUUGCUGAAACUGAAACUGAAUUAAUUUAUAUGAAUCAAAUUAGAACUUGA
Molecule: messenger RNA, 2479 nt
Organism: Teleopsis dalmanni
Lineage: Eukaryota; Metazoa; Arthropoda; Insecta; Diptera; Diopsidae
Exons: 11
Coding region: 80-2479 (799 amino acids)
Biological process (GO): regulatory ncRNA-mediated post-transcriptional gene silencing
Cellular component (GO): P granule; cytosol
Molecular function (GO): 5'-3' RNA helicase activity; RNA binding
Source: RefSeq, a predicted model, not a curated record